AUGCACUCCUCCCUCCUUUAUUUUCCUCCUCCUUCUCGCACACUUUAUUUUCCCUCAACUUCUUUUCUUUCUUUCAAUUCUUUCUUUUACUUCUUUAUUUUUAUCAUUGCUCUUUCAGUCAAUAUUCUCACACCACUCUUUUUCUCAGCCUUCUUUAUCUUCCACUUUUCCUUUUCUUUCUCCCAUAUUUCUGUUUCCUCUCUUAUUCUCCUAUACACCUUUUCCUAUUCCCUUUUCCUCUCUAACUCUGUGGUACAUUUUCCUCUCUUAUUCUUUCAUAAACUUUUCCUCUCUUAUUCUCCUAUAAACUUCUUUCUCUUAAUUUCCUGUAUACUUUUCCUUUCCUAUUCACAUACACACUUCUCUCUUAUUCUUCUAAAUACACUUUUUCUCUCUUUUACUCCUAAACACUUUACCUCACUUUUACUCCCAUACAUUUUCCCUCUCUUUUACUGCUAUACAGUUUUCUUUUCUUUUACAUCCAUGUGCUUUUUCUCUCUUUUACUCCUAUACACUUUUUCUCUCUUUUUCUCCUAUACACUUUUCCUCUGUCUUUUCUUUCAUAUUCUCCUAUUCAUAAUUCUUUUUCACUUCCUUCACUAUUUCUCUUUUUAUAUUUUUGUUUUUAUUUUCUUCCCUGUGAACUAUCAUUUACUUUAA
Molecule: messenger RNA, 660 nt
Organism: Acanthosepion pharaonis
Lineage: Eukaryota; Metazoa; Mollusca; Cephalopoda; Sepiida; Sepiidae
Source: the annotation of a GenBank genome assembly